AAUGGCCGCCCGUCCACAGACUUGACUACACAGCGCUUUGAAAUUGAACAUUUCUGCAUAUUUUGCUUGACUCUGCAGCAACCACAGUACUUAUAUACUAGCCAGUAGCUUGUUGCGAGUGCAUUUUCAUUAUAUUCCACUUACUUGACUCUCCGCUCAGGCGUCGCUGUUCUUGUAGCUUCGACGAAUGCCUCAAAAAGCUGAAAAAACCCCGCACUGAAGCACUUUAGCUAGCUAGCACGCUAGUUUUCUUCAUAUGUGAUUCCUGAGAAGAAAGGAGUAUCAGGACUGGAGCAGUAGUUCAUGGAAGACAAGAAAAGGAAAAAAGAAGAAAAAAGGAAAAGGGAAGCCUCACAGAAGGUCACAGAACAAAAGAGCAAAGACUUGACCAAGCAGGCGUCUGCCCAGCCUCCUGCCACUCAGAGCAGCCCUGCCUCCCCCUGCCCUGGACCCACCCCCUCUGCUUCCCCGUCCCCAGCCACUUCAGGCCCUGGCAGUGCUGCCGCCCAAUCACAGGGUGGUAACAAUGCCAAGCGCCUUGCAGUGGCCAACGGACAGCCCACCUCCACCCCCGGUUCUUCCUCCACCACAGGCAGCACAAGUGGUACUGGGAACGGGAAUACAAGUAGCGGAGGUGCGGCCCUGGCACCUCAGCAGCAACCUCGUUAUAUGCCAAGAGAAGUGCCACCGCGAUUCCGCUGCCAGCAGGACCAUAAAGUGCUACUGAAAAGGGGCCAGCCACCACUGUCCUCUAUGCUGCUGGGAGGGGGAGGAGGAGGGGAAGGCGCGAAUGCAAGCAUAGCUGCUGUCUCAGAUUCUGGUGCAGCUACCUCCUCUUUGGCCCUCACCUCAUCAUCAGUUGCUGCUUCUUCCACUACUUCUAAUUAUGCAAAUUCCAUGUGGGGGGCAAGCUUAGGCUCCCAGGCCUCCUCUCAGGGCAGGGAGAAGGUGAUUGUAGAUGGGAAUGACCUGGAAGAGUGGCCCAGCAUCGGUGGCAGUGAUGGAGGAGGAGCUUGUUUCACUGUAGCUGGAGGAAGCGGCAGCAGCAGCAACAACAACAAUGGAAUGCCUGUGAACAGCACUAGUGCCUCUGGCAACCAAUCCUCAUCCACUUCCUUGUUCUCUUUGCCCAAUGAAUGUAUGCAGUCGUCCAGUAGUGUGGCAUGGGGGACGGCUGCCUCCCAGGGCCAUCUUGGAGGAGGAAAUGCAGUAGUUUCAGCCGGGCCUGUGUUACAACAGUCCUCCUCACUUUCCAAAGCCUCCACUGUGCCAGGAAGCCAUGAUGCCAGUGGCCUCGUUGACAGCAGCAGUGGGAUUCCAGGUGCCAACUUUAAUCCAAAUGCCAAUCCUUCGGCCUGGCCUGCCCUGGUACAACAGGAUGAGCCUGCUGCUGCAGGUGAAGGAGGUUCGUCUUCCUACCAUCACCAGGGCCCUGGAGGGACCAUAUCUGCCAACAAUUCUGCUUCCGUAGGGCUAAAGGCUGGGUCAGUUGGGGUGCUAGGGGGUCACCAAGCUUUGCCUGUGAAUCAAUCAAGCACCCACCAGCACCAACUUCACCAAAUGCAAUCUAGAGACAGAGAGAUGGGAGGGGGGAAGUGGGACAGCGAAUCAGCGGGACCAAAAAUUGCAGGAGAGGAAGGAGUUGUGGGAGGAAUGGGCGCUGGGAUAAAUGUUGGCGACCACAAUCAUUCUUCCUCAUGGAGGGCCCAGCCCUCUUACCCUGCUUCUAACUCCAAAACGGGUGCCUCAAGGACUGAUGGAUGGGAGGGUGGCAUGGGGGGAUACAGAGCUGCUGAGGGGGAUAAUGGGACUUCAGGUUGGGGUUUUCCAGGGCCCUCUCGUGGGCCUAAUGCAUGGGGGAGUGCUGGAACUGGGGGAAAUGAUAGUCAAACUGGGGUAUCUCAGGGAGGGUGGGGGACAUCAGGAGCAGGAGGGGAGAAAGCGAUGUCUAGUGUUGAAUGGGGUGGGAGUUCAUCUGGUACUGGUGGAGCAGAAGCCACAGGAGGAGCCUGCAGCAGUAAUAGCAGCAGCAGUGGAUGCAGCACAGCUGGCAAUCCCGUCACCUCACCAUCCACUGCUAUGAACAGAGCUUGGGACAAUCAGAAAGGAGAGGUUGAAACGGGGGAAUGGAGUGAGGGAGGAGGACAGGGAGCACAGGGAGGAUCCAGUGGUGGGAAUUCUAGAAGCGAAAGGGAACCUUACGGCAGUCGUCCUCGACGUCCGCCACCCAAUACUGAAGCUGCCUUAGAGAGCCUUCUUAGCCGAUCUGAUCUUGAUCCACGGGUCCUAUCCAACACAGGCUGGGGCCAAACACAGAUCCGACAAAACACAGCUUGGGAUGUUGAUGAUCAAGUGGAACACAAUAAGAGUGCACUGUUAUCAGCUUCGACAAAACACUCAACUUCUCUGGGAAAUUCUUCCCCAUAUACCUCUGGACCCAGAACCUUAAUUGGUGAUUCUAAUGGUCCAGGUGUCAUUCCUCCCUUGGUUUCAUCUGUUGGAUCCUCUGGAGAGGGCUGGGAGACCAGCAGCAGCAGUAGCAGCAGUGGUGGGACCUCUCUAUCUGGGAGAGGCCCACCUCCUUCGGGCCCCAGUAUGAGUAAUCUUGGCGUCUCGCAAUCUGGUCCAGUGAUCGCAACAUGUACUGGGGUUGGAUCAGGACCACUGGGACAUAACCAGCAAGGGAAGGCUACAGGCUGGGGUGGAGGAGGGAUGGGAGCUGUGGAUAAUCAGGAGUCCAAAGGUUGGGGUAAUGAAGAAUGGAGAGCCAGCAGAGGAAAUGGAGGCAGUUGGGAUGGUCUUGGGCAACAAGGCAGCGCUGUAAGUGCAGGCUGGGGAGGAAAUGAAGAGAAAGGAGCUAUCGGGUGGAAAGAAAUGGGUGGGGAAGGACAAGGAAGUGAGUGGGGGUCAAGGCAGAAGGUUGGGUCAGGUAGGGGCUGGGGUGAGAAAGAGUCCAAAUUAAAUAGCAGCGGUGGGGGAUGGGAAGAUGACCAGAACAACAGAUUAGGGAACUCAGGUGGGGAUGCAGGAGUGGGUGGUUGGGGAAACUGGGAUGAGGAUGCUCCACGGAGAUCCUGGGGGACAGGGGGUGGAGGGAGUGGGGCAGGAUCAAUCAGCGUUACUGGGUCCAAAUCCCAUCAAAGUUGGAGUGGAGUAAAUAAAAUGCAUCAGAUGCCAAACAGCCAAUCGGGCUCCAUCACAGGCCUACAGGCACAACUGCAACAGCAACAAUCACAACCCCGUAAUCAGCCUCCACAGCUGCAGCAAGCAUUGGACCAAGGGGCUAUGCAACGGGGUGGUGGGAGAAAACCAGUCUCCCAAGUCCAGAACCAAAGCUCAGGCUGGACCUCAGGGCCCAUCCCUGCUGGUCAUGGAUUAGGUGGAAGUGGUUCUGAACAAAGUGGUUGGGAGGAACCCUCACCACAGUCAUUAAGCAGGAAAAAUGAGAUAGAUGAUGGGACAUCAGCAUGGGGAGACCCAACACAUUACAACUACAAGCCAGUUAACAUGUGGGAUAAGAACAGCACACCUGCUGGUCAACAGCCACAUGAUCUGGGACAAACUCAACAGCCACAGCAAGGACCUCCAGUACAGCAACAGCAAGGACCUCCAGUACAGCAGCUUUGUAGACCAGCUGCAGGACUUGGAGGCAGCAGGGACUUCAACACUGGCCAUGGUCAAGGAAAAACUGCUGCAAUGGGUACCUCGGGCUGGGGUGGUACACCUCCAGCUAGUCCCACUGUUGACAAUGGCACUGCUGCUUGGGGAAAACCUACUGAUGCCCCUUCUGGCUGGGGGGACCCCGAUGAUGCUGGGGGGAAAACAGGCUGGGGAAACCCUCCUCCCAAUCCCAUCAAAUCUGCAUCCAAGUCUAUGCAAGACGGCUGGGGGGACAAAGAGGGCUCUGUGGCGGCUUCACGUCACUCGAGCUGGGAGGAAGAGGAGGAGGGUGGGGGCAUGUGGAACAGCACCGGCUCCCAGGGCAGUGGGUCAUCUUGGGGACAGGGUAGCAAUGGAGGCUGGGGACAGAGCCACACUGUCAAGAAGCCUAGCAACAAGGGUCCACUCAAGGUUGGCGGGGGAGAUUCGUGGAUGAGCCCCAUCAACAGACAAUUCUCCAAUAUGGGGCUUCUGCAGAAUGAUGAUCCUAGUGGUCCAAACAUUGACCUGGCUCCAGGUUCCCUCCAGGAGAAAAAGAUAGAUAUGGAGAAAAGAACCUUUGGAAUGAUGGAUUACAAUGGAGACAUGAGGAAAGGAGGAAGAGGGGGAGGGAGCAUGGCUUAUCGUUCACCUGUUUCCAAAGAGGCAGCACCUGGGGAUGCGGUUUCUUUCUAUGACAAGACCUUGCUUUUGAACAAUCAGGAUGGGGAGGAUGGUCCUUGCUCUUUGUUCUCACCACCCACCGCCUACAAGCCCCAUUCCCUCUUCAAUCACACUAUCCCCUUUAGACAAGGUGGUCACAGUCUCCUUGGCAGUAGUGGAGGGAUGUCUCAGCUCAGACACCAGCCCAAUGUUCCACCCAUGAACCAGUCCCCAGGGAUACGAGCACAAGUGCCUCAUCAGUUCCUGUCACCUCAGGUGCCAGGCUCCUUGCUGAAGCAGAUGCCCCCUCCUAGCGGUGGUGUGGGGGGUGUUGGUGGUGUGGGAGGAGUGACAGGAGUUGGGGGUGGUGUCUUCCCUCCCCAGCUGUCUCCCCAGCAUAUUGCCAUGCUCAGCAGCAUCUACCCACCACACAUCCAGUUUCAGUUGGCUUGUCAGCUCCUCCUCCAACAGCAACAGCAGCCUCAACAGCAACCGCAACAGCAGCAGCAGCACCUGCUGCAAAACCAGAGAAAGUUUACACCGAAUGUGCGGCAGCAAGCUGACCCUCAACAACUGGCCAGGAUCAUGGCAGUGCUCCAGCAACAGCGCCAGCAGCAGCAGGUCGGGAGCUUAGGUGGCAGUGUCAAACUCUCUCCCUCACACCAUGGUGGAAGUGGUGCCAAAUUACCCGGGGCUGAGGUCUUGCCCCACCAAAGCCUGGCAGGAACUGUGGCUGACCUGCACCAGAAAACACUUGGCCCCUACUCUAGCUUUAACUCUGGUGUGAACCUCUCAGGUCUGGACCUGAGUGGGUCUGUGGUUGGGGGGCCUGGAGGAAUGAAGGACAUGGGAGGUCAACAGUCCCGUUUCAAAUGGAUGAUGGAGGGGCACUCCUCCCCUGACACCUCCUCACCUGAAAAUGCAUUCCACAAAAAUGGUCCUGUCACCCCCAUGAAGAUGCCAGGGGGCUCACCCUACUAUGACAUGAUUGUUGGAGACCCACAGGGUAACACCAACUGGCAUCGCACGCCUGGCAACAAGUUGAGUACCAAGCAGACCACCACACCCAGCUGGCCCCCUGAGUUUCAGCCUGGUGUUCCCUGGAAAGGAAUAGAUCGUGUUGACCCCGAAUCUGACCCCUACAUGACCCCAGGGGGCAUGAUGGGAAACACCGUGUCUCCUGGCCUCAAUGACACCGAGCACCAGUUGUUACAAGACAAUACUGAUUCCAUCCCUCCCCUCAACACCUUACUGCCUUCACCUGGUGCCUGGCCCUACAGUGCCUCAGAUGCCCUUAACAACGCACACAACUCAGCAAAGUACACAGACUACAAGACUGGAUGGUCCCCUGAGCCCAUUGGUCACAAGUCCUGGAAAGCCAGUCGUGGCAGCAGCCAGUUUCAGCUGUCCCGCCCACCUCCAGGCUUAGCCAGUCAGAAGCAGCUAACACCCACCCCGUGGUUAGGCGGCGCACCCCGACUGGCGGGUAGAGGCUGGGGGAGUGGUUCAGCCACUACUAGCUCGGCCUGGAGUGAUGGCAGUUCCCGGGAAAGCUGCUGGUUGGAGCUCAGUAAUCUAACACCGCAGAUUGAUGGCUCUACGCUUAGAACCAUAUGCAUGCAGCAUGGCCCUCUGCUGACCUUUCACCUUGGCCUAACCCAGGGCACUGCUCUCAUUCGCUAUGGCUCCAAACAUGAAGCAGCCAAGGCCCAGAGCGCCCUCCACAUGUGUGUUCUGGGAAACACCACCAUCUUGGCGGAGUUUGUGAGUGAGGAGGAUGUGGCCCGCUACAUUGCACAAUCCCAGGCUGGAGGGUCCGGGAACGGAGGCACCAGCAUCGGCUCUGGCACCACACCUACACCAUCCUCUACGGUGGGCACUAACAGUAGCGGGGCCCCCUGUGAGCUCGGUGGAGCAGGGGGCAGCAGCGGCGGAGGAGUCGGUGCAGAGGGAGGCUCCACGCCGGGAACCGCACUACCAGAGGCAACCGGGCAUUCCGAAUCCACUUGGCAGAGUCUGGACAGCACAGGCAGCUCAUCGGACCAGUCCGCCCCACCGGCGCCCGGCCUGGGCAUCUUCACCCAGUGGAGCAGCAACAGUGCUGGGGUGGGUGGAACUGCGGGUGUGGAGCCAGGGAGGCAGGGUCUGUGGGGGGGUAUGAGCGGGGCAGGGUACCCCAGUAGUAGCCUCUGGGGGUCGCCAGCACUUGAAGAUCGUCAUCAGAUGGGCAGCCCAGCCUCGCUGCUGCCGGGGGACCUCCUCGGCGGGGGUGGCGACUGACACGCGACCAUGUUGAAAGUCACAUGUCACGCUCUUAUUUAUUUACACGUACAAAUGAUGUGAAUAGAAGCUACACUGGUCACCCAACAUGCAGGCUACAUGCAAUACAUUGCUUAUACGUUUGUUUCCUAAGUGUAAUCAUCAACCUUAAAUGAAGACCACAGUGAAACUUGAAGCAGAGGACUGAACCGGGUUCUAAGUUUUGUCUUUAUAGUCCACAUCUCAUCAUAUUGCUCCAUCACUCAGGCAUGUACUGUAAACGGGCUCCUCCGAGUCCCACGUGUCGACACGUUAACUCGUUGCUCUUGUCCCACCCCCACCCCCCAAA
Dunckerocampus dactyliophorus (ringed pipefish) is the source of this 6910-nucleotide messenger RNA. It is a transcript of the gene tnrc6ba, whose product is annotated as trinucleotide repeat containing adaptor 6Ba. The record is from RefSeq and is a predicted model, not a curated record. Bases 304 to 6582 code for a protein of 2092 amino acids. The transcript is spliced from 22 exons. Gene Ontology annotation, biological process: positive regulation of nuclear-transcribed mRNA poly(A) tail shortening; miRNA-mediated post-transcriptional gene silencing. Lineage: Eukaryota; Metazoa; Chordata; Actinopteri; Syngnathiformes; Syngnathidae. Gene Ontology annotation, cellular component: nucleoplasm; P-body. Gene Ontology annotation, molecular function: nucleic acid binding.